AUGAGUUAUAAAACUAAUUAUGCCAAUUCGAAUGCAAACGCUAAUGCUUUGAAUAAUUCAAAUAACCUAAACAAAAUAGAUGAUAAUAUAAUAUUUGAUGAAGCUUGGAAAAAGAAAAUACUUGAACCAUUAAAAGAUCGAAGAUAUAAGACGGAGGAUGUGACAAAAACUAAGGGAAAUGAGUUUGAAGAUUAUUUUUUGAAGAGGGAACUUCUAAUGGGUAUAUUUGAGAAAGGUUAUGAAAAACCAUCUCCUAUUCAAGAGGAGAGUAUUCCUGUUGCAUUGGCUGGAAAGAAUAUUUUGGCAAGAGCAAAAAAUGGGACAGGGAAAACCGCUGCAUUUGCAAUUCCACUCUUGGAAAAAUGUAAUACCCACAAAAAUUUUAUUCAAGGACUUAUACUAGUGCCAACGAGAGAACUGGCAUUACAAACAUCCGCAAUGAUAAAGGAAUUGGGUAAACAUAUGAAAAUACAAUGUAUGGUUACGACUGGGGGUACAUCGUUAAGAGAUGAUAUUAUGAGAUUAUAUAAUGUUGUUCAUAUAUUAUGUGGUACACCAGGUCGGAUAUUAGAUUUAGCAAAUAAGGAUGUUGCAAAUUUAUCAGGAUGUCAUAUAAUGGUAAUGGAUGAAGCGGAUAAGUUAUUAUCACCAGAAUUUCAACCAAUAGUUGAAGAGUUAAUGAAAUUUUUACCAAAGGAAAAACAAAUAUUAAUGUAUUCUGCUACGUUUCCUGUUACUGUGAAAGAAUUUAGGCAAAUAUAUUUAUCUGAUGCACAUGAAAUAAAUUUAAUGGAUGAAUUAACCUUAAAAGGUAUUACACAGUAUUAUGCUUUUGUUAAAGAGAGACAAAAAGUACAUUGUUUAAAUACCUUAUUUUCUAAAUUACAAAUUAACCAAGCUAUUAUUUUCUGUAACAGUAUUACAAGAGUAGAAUUAUUAGCAAAAAAAAUUACAGAAUUAGGAUAUAGUUCUUUUUAUAUUCAUGCAAGAAUGUCACAAACACAUAGAAAUCGAGUUUUUCAUGAUUUUAGAAAUGGUGCUUGUAGAUGCUUAGUAUCUUCUGAUCUAUUUACUAGAGGUAUAGAUAUACAAUCUGUUAAUGUUGUUAUUAAUUUUGAUUUUCCUAAAAAUUCAGAAACAUACCUACAUAGAAUUGGGAGAUCAGGUAGAUAUGGACACUUAGGAUUAGCUAUAAACCUAAUUACAUAUGAAGACCGUUUUAAUUUGUAUAAAAUUGAAUUAGAACUUGGAACGGAAAUCCAACCUAUUCCCAAUGAAAUAGAUCCAUCCCUGUACACCUAA
Messenger RNA from Plasmodium malariae, 1302 nucleotides. It is a transcript of the gene DOZI, whose product is annotated as ATP-dependent RNA helicase DDX6, putative. Gene Ontology annotation, biological process: P-body assembly; cytoplasmic stress granule assembly. The record is from RefSeq and is a predicted model, not a curated record. Gene Ontology annotation, molecular function: ATP binding; mRNA binding; RNA helicase activity. Bases 1 to 1302 code for a protein of 433 amino acids. Gene Ontology annotation, cellular component: cytoplasmic stress granule; P-body. Lineage: Eukaryota; Apicomplexa; Aconoidasida; Haemosporida; Plasmodiidae. The transcript has 2 exons.